This is a messenger RNA of Tarenaya hassleriana, 2112 nucleotides long. RefSeq names its product diacylglycerol kinase 7-like. The transcript is spliced from 11 exons. The coding region runs from base 208 to 1797 and encodes 529 amino acids. Gene Ontology annotation, molecular function: ATP-dependent diacylglycerol kinase activity. The record is from RefSeq and is a predicted model, not a curated record. Lineage: Eukaryota; Viridiplantae; Streptophyta; Magnoliopsida; Brassicales; Cleomaceae.
UAAUAGUCUGAGAAACAAACUGUCAAUCGACAAGUAUACAGAAUUCUUAAGGUCAGAAGAGGACAAGACCAGUCCUCAAUCCGACCAAAUUUACAUAUUUGCGCAGUUUUUUAGACGAAUUUGAUUGCUGGGUUUCGAAUAUUCUGCUCUAUCUUCGAUCAGAGGACGCAAAAGAGGAGACUUUUUUUUUGGCUUCGAGUGAGAGAGAUGGACUCGCCGAGGUCAAUAGGCGAGGCGUCGACGGCGAAAUUCGUGCCGGGGGCGCGGCCGUCUACGGCGAAUGAUGCGGAGGCGGCGAUGAGAGGCUGUGGACUGAAGAGCCUGACGUGGGUCGGCGUCGACAGGGAGGAACUGCGGCGGAGGCUGGCGAUGCCGGAGUAUCUCCGCCUCGCAAUGCGAGAGUGCAUCCGCCGGAGAGACGCCGCCGCGAUUCCCGACCACUUGCUCCUCCCCGGCGGCGCCUCCGGCGAUAUGGCGCCAGAGGCUCCGAUGGUCGUCUUCAUCAACCCUAAAAGUGGUGGCCGACACGGCCCUGUUCUUAAGGAGAGGCUUCAGCAGUUGAUGACCGAAGAACAGGUCUUUGACCUCACAGAAGUGAAGCCUCAUGAGUUUGUACACUAUGGAUUGUCAUGCCUGGAUACAUUGGCUGUCAAAGGAGACGACUGUGCCAAAGAAUGCAGAGUAAGGAUUCGAGUUAUGGUUGCAGGUGGUGAUGGUACUGUAGGUUGGGUUCUUGGAUGUAUUGGAGAGCUUCACAAAGAAGGAAAUACACUUUCUCCUCCUCCUCCCAUUGGUAUUAUUCCUCUCGGUACUGGAAAUGACCUCUCGAGGAGUUUUGGCUGGGGUGGUUCCUUCCCUUUUGCCUGGAGAUCUGCUGUUAAAAGAACACUCCAUCGGGCAAGUAUGGGUCCGGUUGCUCACCUUGACAGCUGGAAGGCUGUAGUGUCAAUGCCGUCGGGUGAAGUUGUGGAUUCUCCUUAUUCUCUGAGACCUACAGAUGAAAAUGUUCUUGAUCAGGGGUUGGACAAUGGAGGGGAUGUGCCUCCCAAGGCAAAGUCCUAUGAAGGAGUGUUCUACAACUACUUCAGCAUAGGAAUGGAUGCUCAAGUUGCUUUUGGCUUCCAUCAUCUUCGCAACGAGAAACCCUACCUUGCUCAGGGUCCCAUUUCAAACAAGAUUAUUUAUUCGGGUUACAGUUGCGGUCAAGGCUGGUUUUGCACGCCUUGUGUGAGCGACCCUGGUUUAAGGGGACUUAGAAACAUAUUGAAGAUCCACAUUCAAAAGGUGAACUGCUCUGAAUGGGAAGAGAUCCCUGUUCCCAAAGGUGUCAGAUCGAUUGUUGCCUUGAAUCUUUACAACUAUGGAAGUGGAAGGCAUCCUUGGGGUAAUCUGAAACCCGACUAUCUCGAGAAGGCAUGUUUUUGUUAUGCAGUUUCGACUUUUGUUUCAUUGAAAGGGACAACCUUUUUGUCCAUUUCGUCCGAUUUCCCUCAUGUUGUCUGGAAAGGUUUGGAUUUACAGAGAGGGUUUGUGGAGGCACAUUGUGAUGAUGGUCUGUUGGAAAUUUUCGGUCUAAAGCAAGGAUGGCAUGCUUCAUUUGUCAUGGCUGAACUCAUCUCAGCCAAGCACAUUGCUCAGGCUGCAGCGGUUAGAUUCGAACUAAGAGGAGGUGAAUGGAAAGACGCGUUCUUGCAGAUGGACGGUGAGCCAUGGAAGCAGCCUAUGAACACAGACUACUCCACUUUCGUUGAAAUCAAAAGGGUUCCUUUCCAGUCGCUGAUGAUAAGCGGCGAAUGAUCCCGAGCCUCGAGACUCUAUUCUUUCGAGAAGAUUGAUCAUUGAUCUGAUGUAACAUAAUAAUUUGGAGCGGAAUCCGGAACAGCCAUCAUUUAACUCUGCUCAAAGGCUGCGGCCUUUGUUAUCAUUCUUCACUGUCUUCUUUGUACAUCCUUGAGUUUGUGAAAAGAGAAUUUGUGUAUAGUAAUUGAAGAGAGUGCUAAAGUUCCAAUCUUGUAACCGAAUUUCGGACAUCGUAUCUGUCUCUGUUGUGAAGUAUAUAAGCCUUAUAAGACAACCUUAAUCUGUGUUUAACGGUGAGAUUUUGGUUGUGAA